Messenger RNA from Paramecium octaurelia, 1770 nucleotides. The record is from the annotation of a GenBank genome assembly. NCBI's taxonomy places the organism in Eukaryota, Ciliophora, Oligohymenophorea, Peniculida, Parameciidae.
AUGAUUAUGGAAAACUUGCUAGAUCAGACUCAUCGUAAUACGAGAAGAGGCAUUGUAUUCUCCCAUACUCGCAAGACUUUUACGAUAAAACCAGACUCUCCAAAAACAAGAGAGGCAUGCCUUGCUUUAGGUUAUGAUCCUCAAAUAUUUUAAUUAAAGUAUUUGUUUGCAAUCUUAAGAUUUUAGAACUUUUGAGGAGUUUGCAGAACCGGGUGUGAGUGAAAACGUUCAAAAAAUGAGAUAUGAUCAUUAUAUGAAAAAGACUGAAAGUAAAACGGAAAAUGGAUUAAAAUAGGUGCUUUGCAAGAAAUUAGCAAGAUGCGUAAAGUGAUUAUCAAGAAAUAAAAAGCCAUUACAAAUCUACAUCUGGAAAAGAGCUAUUAAAGAGAUGAGGAGUAUGAGAAUGUAAUUAUGUAAGAUUAGUGAAUGAUUUGAUUGAAACCUAUAACAAGAAGAUGAGUAACAUUAAUAAUGAAGAGAAGGAUAACUCGUAUCUUUCGUUUGAUGAUGAAGAUCCAAUACUUGUUCUGGAAUAACAAUUAGAAAAGGAGAUUACAAAGUAUAAAAAGUAAUUGCAAGUGAAAGCUAAGGAAGUAUAACAUUAAUUAGAAAACGAAAAAAAAAGAUAAAAGCUAUAACAUGAUAUGAAUGAAAGAGAGAAGAAAAUUGAGGAAUUAUAAUAAAAAAUAGCACAUUAAAAGGAAAUUAAAAAGAAAGAAUUAAAACGUGCAGCGUAGAAAAAGUAUAAUGAGAUCAAAGAGAAAGAAAGAGAAAAACAAAGAAAAUUACUUGAAGACAAAUAAAAGUAAGCUGAAAAAUUUGAGAAAAUGUAACUCAUUUAUAUCUAUGUAUAAGUCGUAAGAAAUUGGAAGAAGAUGAACUAUAGCAAAAGAAAGAAUUGGAAGAAUAAGAGAGAAGAUAUCAAGAAAGAAGACAUAUUAUCCAACAAAGAAAACAAAUUUAAGAUAAGGAAUACAACCAACAUUUGGCUUCAACUAUGAAUUAAAUUGAGUAGAAAUGGGCUGAGACCUCUUAAAACAAAGAUAGAUAGAUAUGGGAAUCUAAAUUGGAAAGAUUAACUAUGAGAAGUACCUUGCAUGAAGAAAAGUUAAGAUAAUAUAAACUAAAGACCCAAUAAAAAGAAGAAUCUUUGAUGCAAUCAAUUGUUAAGAAGCUAGCUCAUAAAGAAGAGGAUUUAAAAGGUUUAUUUCAUUGUCUUAAUUAAUAGCAUUAAGAUAAUCAAGAGAAAAGGAGGAAUUAAUGAGAAUCAAAGAAGAGAAAUUGAGAAAAAAGAAAAUUGAAAAAAGCUUAAAGAAUAUCAAAUCAUAAUAAUUUGAUAAAGUUGAAAACUUAUAAAGGAAGUUUUAAUUACUUGAAGAUUACUCAGAAAAAAGAAAAGAAGAAUAAGAAAAUUAGAAAUACAUAAAAAAAGAAAAAAUGAAAUUAAAAUAAUAGGACUUAAUUGAAAAUUAUUAAAGAUAAGAGAGAUUAAAGGAUCUAAAAUUUAAGUAAUUGAUCAAGUCUACUUAAUAAUUAAAUGAAUAAAAAUCAUUAGAAAAGAUGUCUGGAGAACUUGUACGUAGAGCCUAAUAAGAACUAUAAAGAAAGUUAAAAAAAGAUGCUGAAAAUUUAGAUUAAAGUUUAGUAAGUGUGAGUUAAGCUGAUGAAAAAGUUCUGAAGUAAAUUUAAAUAAAUAUUUCUAGUUAAAUGGUCAGUUAGCUUGAAAAGAAUUUAUCAAAUCUGGCUCAAAAUUCUAAAAUAUUAAAUUGA